Molecule: messenger RNA, 1587 nt
Organism: Cadophora gregata
Lineage: Eukaryota; Fungi; Ascomycota; Leotiomycetes; Helotiales; Ploettnerulaceae
Gene: HMX1
Product: heme oxygenase
Exons: 2
Coding region: 1-1587 (528 amino acids)
Biological process (GO): heme oxidation
Molecular function (GO): heme oxygenase (decyclizing) activity
Source: RefSeq, a predicted model, not a curated record
AUGUUCGCACACCAUGAUAGCGAGAAAAUGUCAGACAGCAGCAUUCCCACGCCUUCUCCUAUGCCCUCUCCCCCGAUAAACCCUCAUUCCCUCUCCGAACGCAUCAAUAUCUCGACCCGCCCUCUCCACACCCAACUCAAUCGCCUUAUCCUGACCCGACUACCCCUCGCCCUUCCACCAUACACCACCAACCCCUCAACCUACGUCUCAGGCCUCUUCCACAUCGCACCUAUCUACUCAACCUUCGAAGACCUCUGGGGAGCACUGCUCUCCUUUCCACAGCUGCCGACCACCCUGCAAACCAAUCACGAUGCAUGCGAUCCAGGGCAACCCCUCCUGGACUCAAAGUCCAUUCCCUUGGUGUCGAAUAGCACGCAGAAACCCACACCCAUGAUCCACACGCCGAAGAUCUGCACAAGAACACACUCUCUACUCUCACACCUCCGGAUGCCAGGUCUGCUUCGAGCAGGGCGACUGCUGGCAGACAUACGGACCCUGACGAACACCCCGGAUCACCAGAUAACGGCCCAGUUGAGAGCCAUAUCACAUUCUGGACCUCUGGCAGAAUUUCUGCAACAUACUAAGACAUCCGUGGAAGCAAAUCCUCAUGUCUUGCUAGCAUAUGCAUGGGUUCUGUACAUGGCCCUGUUCUCGGGCGGACGGUACCUCCGGGCAGCAUUGAAAGAAGCAGGAGGCCAAGGCGAUGCGUUCUGGUCUCGGGAAUCUUCUCCAGUUAGACCAUACAGCAUCGACGACUCCGCCGUACCACCACGCUCAACAUCCCGCCCGGACCCCCGUACAACUCCCUCCUCGACCUCCGAGACCAACACAGCACCAACCCGUGUGCAACCCACCGCAAAAACGCUCAACCCACGUCUUCCACCUCCAGAACCAAACGCCAAACCCGUCCCAGGCCUCUCAUUCUUCUCUUUUACCGGCGACUCAGACGGGGAAGAUCUGAAAACGCUUUUCAAAUCCCGCAUAGCAGAAGCGGAGGUCCUUCUCACUGUCGGCGAGAAAGACGAUAUCGUCCUUGAAGCCCAACAUAUCUUUACCUACAUGCUCCAACUGGUCAACCAACUCGACGCCGUAGUCGGUACUACGGAGUUCGACAUUGCGGCGUCAGCUAGCACUGCGAGAGGACGACCGCUGAACGCCAGUCGUGAUAGCAUAUCUGUGGCGAAGGAGAGGAUGAGUAGGCUUGGGACGCUGGAGAAGACUGACGAUGUGACGAAGUGUGUGGCUGGUAUGGAGGGCAAGGGAGAGAGUAAGAGUAGGAGAGGGUUUUUAGAUGUGGUUGCUGGCCCAGUGGCGAGGGUCAUAAUGUUUAAAGGAAGAUUGCCCAGUUUCGAUCAAGUGGUGAGACGGUUUUCGAGCUCAAAGACCGGGACGUCGCAGGUUAUUUUUGUGGAUGAGCAUGAGGUUAAAACAGAUGGGGUAGAAACGGAGGGCAGUGAGAAAGAUCGUAUAACGACAACAUCGAGGAGCACGGGUGAGAGUGUGAAAAGGAGUGUGCUGAAGGGUCUGCCUACGCCUACCAUGGCUGUACUCCUGCUAUUCUUCUUCAUACUUUACAGACUAAAAUAA